CGGUGGUUCAUUUAUCCGCUUGAUCUCAUCGCUCCCAUCAGGUUUUAUAAUAAAGAUCGAGUCUUUUAACUUACAAGUGUUUGGGACUUUUUCCUCCUUGAUGUGGUUUAGUUGUUAAAAACAGGGUUCAUUGGGUUUUAGGACUUUUUGGCUCCUUUAUCCGGCAUUUUUACGCGCCGUGCCAGCCCCUGCGUUGCGCGCACCUGAGUCCGGCUGCCUCUCCGAGUUUCUUGCAGCUCCAACAUGAUAUCAACGCUCCAGGGCAACUAACCCACGAUGGUUGCCUCCACCCCCCGGUGACAUGCUUGCUGCAGGGAGCCUCGGUAACCGUGGAAUAACCACCGGGGUCCAGGUGCCAUGACGGGGAGCCGAUGUGGCCGUUUGGAGGAGCGCACCAGUUUGACGCCAGCUGGGAUUUGACUUGACAAGAGCGGCAGUUUGAGUUUGGGAUGCGAGAGAAAUCUUAAGACAGACAAUUCCCCAUUGCGACUUUCACCUGGUUCACCACGGGCUGCCCGGAACCAUGGCCUCUGAGAUGGUGUGUGGGCUGAUCUUCAGGCUGCUGCUGCCUGUGUGUCUCGCAGCCGCUUGCCUGUUCAGGUACAAUGGCCUGUCCUUCGUCUACCUCAUCUACCUCCUGCUCCUCCCGCUCUUUGCAGAGCCUUCGAUCGAGUCCAUGCAGGGCCACACAGGGCGCCUGCUGCAGUCCCUGUGCUUCACCAGUAUGUCCUUCCUGCUGAUGCACAUCAUCUAUCAGAUAACCGUCAACAGCCUCCUGGCUGGGAACUCCAUCAGCUCCGACUUCAACUGUUCCACGUGGGAGAAAUCCAUCCGACAAAUCGGCUUUGAGAGCGUGAUUGGUGCAGAUGCGGGGAACGGCAUCCGAGUGUUCAUCCCCGACAUCGGCAUGUUCGUGGCGGGCUUGGCCAUCUGGCUGCUGUGCCGCAGUCUGGUCCAGAAGAGGCCGCCUGAGGACAUGGCUCAGGACAACACUGACUUCGAAGCAGAGGAACAAGACGAAGAGGAGAAGCUGAGCCUGGAUGACAACAUCCUGCUCGAGGAGGACUUCGAGGCGGGGUACGAGGCAGAGGAGGACGAGGAGCUCGAGGAGGAAGAGGAGGAGGAGGAAGAGGAGGUGGAGGAAGAGAAGGAGAGCACAAAGAUGAAGGUCCUGCGAAUCGUGGCCGAGGUUGCGUCCAAAGUGAAGGAGAUCAUCGGGAACUUGAUCACCACUGCGGGGAAGGUGGUGGUCACCAUCUUGUUGGGAAUGACGGGCAUCAUGCUGCCCUCCAUGACCUCUGCCGUGUACUUCUUCAUCUUCCUGUUCCUGUGCACCUGGUGGUCCCUGUGCCGCACCUUCGACACGCUCAUCUUCAGCUGCAUGUGCGUCCUGAUGGCCAUCUUCAGCGCCGGACACAUCAUCGUGCUCUACCUGUACCAGUUCCAGUUCUUCCAGGAGUCCAUCCCACCCGGUGACGGCUACAUCAGCACGUUUGGCAUCUCCCCCGUGGUCCAGAGCAACUGCUCCUACACAUGGAAGCUCAUGGUGCACCCGGAGCGGAAGUGGUACCACUUUGUGAAUCCCAUCAUGCUGCUGCUGCUCUACUACACACUGGCCACGCUCAUCCGCCUCUGGCUGCAGGAGCCCAUCGAGCAGCUGACGGACGACAAAGACGAGGAUGUGUGCGAGGAGGAGGAGCUCAUCGGGAACAGAACCAGUAACUCGGCCAACAGGAAGAGGCAGAUGUGGUGGGAGUCACGCCAAGGAACUGACGAGAAAAAUCUCCUCUCCACUCAGGACGGCAUCAGUACGACUGAGGCGGUGCCCACCUCCAACGGGACCUCCUUUGAGUUCGUCACAACUGAGAAUGGACCGGUCUGUCUGGACCUGUACUCCACCCCCCAGUAUAAAAUGGACCAGUCCAACGACGAGAAGAAGGAUGAGUGUGUGUAUGAAGUGCGUUUGCCCCCGGAAGAGUCGGCGCUGGACGACGGGGAAGAGAAGACGGAGGAGGACGAGGACGGGAUGAAGCAGCGAGGAGUCAGCGCCAUGGUCAAAGUCUUUCACUUCAUCAUGAAGCAAAGCUACAUCUGCGCUCUCAUCGCCAUGAUGGCCUGGAGCAUCACGUACGUCAGCUGGUUGACGUUCGUCUUCCUCAUGUGGUCCUGCAUGCUGUGGAUGGUGAGGGACCGGCGGCGCUACGCCAUGCUGUCCUCUCCCUUCAUGGUGGCCUACGGAAACCUGCUGAUAGUGCUGCAGUACAUUUGGAGUUUCGAGGGGAUGUCGGUAGUCCCGGGGUUCUUCGUCAAGAAGAAAAACCCUUUCCACUCGCUCUCCUCCAAGGUCCUGUGUCUGCUGAGCUUCUGGUUGCUGCUCAGACAAACGCUGACGGAGAGAUGGGAAAAACAAAAGGAGGACAGCGCUGGACUCUCAGACGUUCACGUGGUGGAUCAGGAGAAGAAAGAGGAGGAGGAGUCUGAGGACCGCGGCGAGCAGGACACCAUGCAGGUCCUGGGCAACAUGGUGAUGGCUCUGCUGGUCAAAUACUGGAUCUACAUCUGCGGGGGGAUGUUCUUCAUCGUCAGCUUCGAGGGAACCAUCGUCAUGUACAAGAUCAUCUACAUGAUGAUGUUCCUCUCCUGUGUGGCGCUUUACCAGGUGCACUAUGAGUACUGGCGAAGGAUCCUGAAAUACUUCUGGAUGUCGGUGGUGAUGUACACCAUGCUGGUCCUCACGCUGGUCUACACCUUCCAGUUUGAAGGCUCGUUGGAGUUCUGGUCCAACAUGUUGGGCUUGAACGAGAUGGGCCUGAGGGAUUUGGGCCUGGAAGUGUUCACGCUGUCCAAGUUGUUCACCAGGAUUCUCAUCCCCACCUCUUUCCUGCUGGUGUGCAUCCUCCACCUGCACUACUUCCACGACCGCUUCCUGCAGCUCACUGACCUCCAGGCUGUCGUGGCCAAAGAGGAGAGCACAAUCUACAGACUGGUGCACCAGGACGGCAGUCUGGCAGACCUCACCUUGCUCAGCGCCAGCUCGGUGGACGCGGCGCUACCCAGAGAGCCGGAGGAGGUGCAGGAGAAGCAGGAGGAGCAGGAGGUGUGGGAGUCGGAGAAGGACAGGAAGCAGGUCCUGGUGGUGGUGAUGGACAACACUGACAUGGGUGGCGAGAAGCGAGGCAGCUUGCACGACCUGCCGCAGUCCAGCACAGAGGAGAGCCACCACUGCAGUACAGGGACCGGGCCGGAGCCGAGCACCGAGCAGAGCUCAGAUCUGAAAAAUAAGUGGCACCUGGUGAUCGACCGUCUGACUGUGCUCUUCCUCAAGUUCCUGGAGUAUUUCCACAAGCUGCAGCUGUUCAUCUGGUGGCUGCUGGAGAUCCACAUCAUCAAGAUAGUCUCCUGCUACAUCGUCCUGGUCUCUGUCAAAGAGGUGUCUCUGUUCAACUACGUGUUCCUGGCGUCCUGGGCCUUCGCGCUGCCGUUCAGUCAGUACCGGCCGCUCGCCUCCAGCGUCUGCACCGUGUGGACCUGUGUCAUCAUCGUGUGUAAGAUGUUGUACCAGCUGAAGACCAUAAAACCCCCGGACUACUCCAAGAACUGCUCCGUGUCGGCGACGUACUCAAGCGACCAGAAGACGGAGCUGCAGGAUUCUCUUCUGUAUGUGGGUCCAGUGGAUCCGGCCAACUGGGUGGGCCUGGACAAAUCUCCUGACCUGCUGGGAUACCUCAGGAACAACCUGCUGAUGUUGGCUCUCUUGGCGUUCGAGGUGACCAUCUACCGCCAUCAGGAGUACUUCAGGCUGAGGAACAAGCUGUCCCCCCCCGCCGCUCGCAUCAUCUUCCACGACACCACGCGGCAGCACCUGGACAUCGGCAUCGUCAGCUUCGUCAAGUACUUCGUCAACUACUUCUUCUACAAGUUUGGACUCGAGACGUGUCUUCUGCUGGUGGUCAACGUCAUUGGGCAGCGGAUGGACUUCUACGGCAUGCUUCAUGGCUUCGCCCUGAUAGCCGUCAUGUACCGGCGACGGAGGAAAGCCAUCGCGGAGAUCUGGCCCAAGUACUGCUGCUUCCUGGCCUGCAUGAUCACAUUACAGUACUUCGUUUGCAUCGGGAUCCCGCCUGCAGCCUGUAAAGACUACCCCUGGAGGUUUCCCAGCUCUUUCACAGACUCCAAAGUGGUCAAGUGGCUCUACAUCCCAGAUUUCCACACCAAGCCCAACCCGUCCUUCCUCAUCUAUGACUUCAUGCUGCUGCUGUGUGCCUCUCUCCAGAGGCAGGUGUUCGAUGAUGAGAACAAGGCGGCCGUCCGCAUCAUGGCCGGGGACAACGUGGAGAUCUGCAGAGACCUGGACGCAGCCUCGUUCAGCGUCCACAACCCCGUCCCCGACUUCAUCCACAGCAGGUCCUACCUGGACAUGCUGAAGGUCAUCAUGUUCAGUUACCUGUUUUGGUUCGUCCUCACCAUCAUCUUCAUCACGGGAACCACGCGCAUCAGCGUCUUCUGCAUGGGAUACCUGGUCGCCUGCUUCUACUUCCUGCUCUUUGGCGGAGACCUGCUACUGAAGCCAAUCAAAAAGAUCCUGCAUUACUGGGACUUCCUCAUCGCCUACAACAUCUUCGUGAUCACCAUGAAGAACGUCUUCUCCAUUCUGGCUUGUGGCUACAUCAACACUCUGAUCCCAAAGCAGUGCUGGUUGAUCCAGUUGCUCAGUUUGGCCUGCACCAUUAAAGAAUAUAAGAUCGAAAUCAACCAGGAGCAUCUGCCCCCUGAUGAGCGCUGCGAGCUGCCCAGUGACGAGGCCGGGAUCAUCUGGGACAGCAUCUGCUUCGCCUUCCUGCUGCUGCAGAGACGAGUCUUCAUGAGCUACUACUUCCUGCACGUGGUCGCCGACAUCAGAGCGUCGCAGAUCCUCGCCUCCAGAGGAGCUGAGCUCUUCCAGGCCACGAUAGUGAAGGCGGUGAGAGCCCGACUGGAGGAGGAGCGCAAAUCUGUGGAGCAGCUGAAAAGACAGAUGGAGCGCAUUAAAGUGAGGCAGCAAAAGUUUAAGCGGGGCAAGGAGAGGAUGCUUAGCAUGGCGCAGGAGUCCGGAGAGGGACCGACGCUGGUGCCGCCCGAGGACGACGAAGACGACGGGGCACAUCGAACGAAAGCCAAGACCAAAAAAAAGCAGUGGUGGAGGCCGUGGGUUGACCAUGCUUCCAUGGUUAGAAGUGGAGACUAUUACUUGUUUGAAACGGACAGUGAGGAGGAAGAUGAGGAGGAGGAGAAAAAAGACGACGAGCUUCCCAAAAAGUCGGCGUUUCAGUUCCUUUACCACGCCUGGAUCACAGACCCUAAAGCUGCACUCAGAGCUCGAGGAAAAGAGAAACGCAAAUUUUGGAAGAAAUACACAAAGGGGGUUAGACGCAGGAAAAGUAAAAAAGAUGCUCAUGUGACUGUGGAGGUCGGUGACUCGUCUGACGGGCAAGAAAAAGACGAAAACAAGAAGUCUGGACCAGACAACGUCAUCAAACGCGUGUUCAACAUCAUAAAGUUCACGUGGGUCCUGUUCCAGACGACAGUGGACAGCUUCACCAAGUGGAUGAACGACAUGUGCAGAGAGUACAUCGACAUCUCCACGGUGCUGCGCAUCGAGCGCUGCAUGCUGACGCGAGAGGUCAAAAAGGGUAACGUGCCGUCCAGAGAGAGCAUCCACGUCUACUACCAGAAGGCCAUGAGGCUCAACAUGUCCCGACAGGCCAGUAUGGAUCAGCUGAGUGAGGACGAGUCGGUGUGCGGCUCCGCCCGAGUGCGGAGGAGGCGAGGAGGAUACUGCAUGGAGAGCCAGGACUCCACGGCCUCCAGAGACAGCAUAUCCAGUGCCGUCACUGAGGCCACCAACCUGUUUUCUCGCCAGUCCACGCUGGAGGACCUGGACGGGAUGCCGGAGUGCAUCCCCAAAACCAGCGAGCGCGCCAGGCCCAAGCUGCGUAAGAUGUACGGCCUGGACCAGUCCAACUCCUCAAUGGACAGUGCCAGCAGCUUCAUGUCCAGCGAGGCGACCCAGUGCGUCACUCUCUACUCCAGACAGGGAACCACAGACACUAUAGAAGAAGUGGAGGAUGAGCACGAUCUAGGGGAGGACAAGCAGAAGGUCCCCUGGGAGUCCCAGCAGCUGGAUGACAGUGAGGUGCCUGAGGACGGUCCCUGGUGUGAAUCUAGGGAGACGGAGAAGGGUGACGACGAGGGGAUGGAGGGGAUGGAGGGGAUAGAGGGGAUAGAGGGGAUAGAGGGGAUAGAGGGGAUGGAGGGGAUGGAGGGGAUGGAGGGGACUGAUGGUGAGGAGGCUGUGGAGGAGAGCGAUGUACCAAGGAGCAAAGAGGGAGAAGACGCUCCCUGGGGGUCUUUUGGCCCAGAUGAGGGCACCUCCCUCAGGGUGGAGGAGGCAGAGAGUGGCCCUUAUGUCCAGGACAAAGACUUCAUCUCAGAGAGUGAAGACGGAGGAGGACAGCAGGACCUGAUGCAGACGGAGGGGCGUAUGGGACUGAUCUACACCCCCGACACGGACGCUUCCAAAGCGUCUGACGCCGACGUGCCUCCCAGCUACAGCAAGGCGGUCAGCUUCGACCGUCUGGAGGUGAGCGACGACGAGAGUGACAAGGACAGGAGGCGGCGUAUGAUCAUGACCUCCGACAGCCACUCUGACAGCAGGUCCGACAUCAUGCUACCGUCCAUGACCACCGAGCUGACCGCCAGCGAACUGCUGCUCAACAAGAUGUUUUAUGAUGAAGAGCUGGAGCAGUCAGAGACUUUCUACCAAGGGCAGCCGCUGAUCCUCCAGCUCUGCUACGCCUUCUACAACAUGCUGGUGGCGCACUCUGAGAUGGUGUGCUAUCUGGUCAUCAUCAUCAACCACAUGGUGUCCGCGUCCUGCGCCACCCUGGUCCUCCCCAUCUCCAUCUUCCUCUGGGCCAUGCUGUCUGUGCCGAGGCCCAGCAAGCGCUACUGGAUGACGGCCAUCAUCUACACUGAGGUCACCAUUGUCAUCAAGUACUUCUUCCAGUUUGGCUUCCUCCAAUUAUCCGCAGCAGUGACCGAUAAGGCCAAACCAUUUUACCUUCCCAACAUCAUCGGGGUGGAGAAGAAGGACGGUUAUGUCCACUUUGACCUGGUUCAGUUACUGGCUCUCUUCUUCCACAGAUCCAUUCUGAAGUGCCACGGGCUGUGGGAUGAAGACGACCCCAAGGAGAAGAGGGAGCCUCCGCGUCAGAGUGUGUCCUCGGACCGGGACGAGAGCGGAAAGGAGUCUGAAGCUGCCUCCUCUGUGAUCAGUGAGAAGAUGGGCUCCACUCACACCUUGAGGUCCUUAAACUUUGGGACCUCCAUAGAUUCCGAACACGUCCAGGUGCAAUUCCCACAGCAGCAGACCUACCAGCGUCGCAAGAGCUCCAGCGGAGGCUCACACAUCUCUCACCGAUCGCUUCAGUCGUCUGCCAGAACAAAAAGAGGAAGCACCACUUCCCACAACAGCAGCCGCAAGGACGGCAGCGAGGCCAGCGUCCACCAGAAGACCCGCAAACAGAUGAUUGUUGAGAAGCUCCGAGAGCAGCUCUACAAAGGGAAAGCCUUCAUCGUGAAGAGGUUCUUGGAGAUCUACAUUCCCAUCAGGCAGUUCUUCUAUAACCUGAUCCAUCCGGAGUACAGUGCCGUCACAGACGUGUAUGUGCUGAUGUUCCUGUCCGACACUGUGGACUUCAUCAUCAUUGUGUUUGGAUUCUGGGCGUUUGGUAAACACUCGUCGGCAGACAUCACCUCGUCUCUGUCGGAGGAUCAGGUGCCGGGACCUUUCUUGGUCAUGGUCUUGAUCCAGUUCGGGACCAUGGUGGUGGACCGGGCCCUUUACCUCAGAAAGUCUGUCAUGGGCAAGGUCAUCUUCCAGGCUCUCCUGGUGUUUGGAAUCCACUUCUGGAUGUUCUUCAUUCUGCCAGGAGUAACUGAUAAGCGUUUCGGUGAAAACAAGGUUGCUCAGAUGUGGUAUUUUGUCAAGUGCAUCUACUUCGGCCUGUCGGCCUAUCAGAUCCGCUGUGGUUAUCCCACCCGCGUUCUGGGAAACUUCCUCACCAAGAGCUACAAUUAUGUCAACCUCUUCCUGUUUCAAGGUUUCCGCCUGGUGCCGUUUCUGACGGAGCUGCGUGCCGUGAUGGACUGGGUUUGGACCGACACCUCGCUGUCUCUGUCCAGCUGGAUCUGUGUGGAGGACAUCUACGCUCACAUCUUCAUCCUGAAAUGCUGGAGAGAGUCUGAGAAGAGAUACCCGCAGCCCCGAGGCCAGAAGAAGAAGAAGGUGGUGAAGUUCGGGAUGGGGGGGAUGAUCGUGAUGCUUCUGAUCUGCAUCGUCUGGUUCCCGCUGCUUUUCAUGUCUCUCGUCAAAUCGGUAGCUGGAGUUGUCAACAAGCCGCUGGACGUCACGUUUGAAAUCACCCUGGCUGGUUUUCAGCCCAUCUUCACUAUGAGCGCUCAGCAGAAACAACUGCAGAAUGUGACAGCGUCCGAGUUUGCAGAUUUAAAAAAGAAAUAUGGAGGCAAAGAUGAUCCCUUGCAGUGGCUGGAGACCUACAUGCCCGAGGAUCUGGUCAUCGCUGAGCUGAAAGGCAGCUCCAACUCUCUGUGGACCAUCAGCCCCCCCAGCAGAGCCAACCUGAUCGAAAUGCUGAACUCCCCUGAGGACUUCCCCAUCACUGUGACCUGGAGCAUUCAAAGAAACCUCAAUCUCGGUGCCAAGGCUGAAAUAGCAUCUGGAAAACGAGUGACGUCUCUGGACCACAAAACUAGGACGGACCUCGUAAAUGUCCUGAAUGGGUCAGGAAACACUUCACAUGUGAAUCUAACAAACACGUUUCCUCGUUAUAUCCGAGCCCCCAGUGACGCCGAUGCCAAACCUGUCGACCAGCUUUACGAUGAUAAAGACAGGAUGAUGGAUAUAAUUUUGACGUUGAAUCGACCGGAGAGUUCCUCGGAUCAGAUCCAGGAAUGGUGGAUUGUCAACCAGACGGAGCCCGGCCCGAUACAGAAGAAGAGUGAAGGGCGUGAGGGGCUACAGCUCUACGUGUUCAGCGACCAAGUCAGUCCGCCCAGUUUGGGAUUCCUGGCUGGAUACGGGAUCAUGGGCCUGUACGCCUCGGUCGUUCUCGUCAUCGGCAAGUUUGUGCGCGAGUUCUUCAGCGGCAUCUCCCACACCAUCAUGUUCGAGGAGCUCCCCAACGUGGACCGCAUCCUCAAGCUGUGCACCGACAUCUUCCUGGUCCGAGAGACGGGGGAGCUGGACCUGGAGGAGGACAUGUACGCCAAACUCAUCUUCCUCUAUCGCUCGCCAGAAACCAUGAUCAAGUGGACCCGGGAGAAAACUGAGUGAAACUCGGCGCGGGGACGUUAAAUCAUGGAGGCUUCUUUUUCUGGAGAUGCUGGGUGGUGUGAGCCGCUACUUCAGCCUGUUCACCAGCUGAGGGAGCACGAAGCCGCCGAGGACCUGGUGCGUCCUCCUCAAACUGAGCUCUGGUGGCGGCGACGCAGCGUUAGCUCCACACAAAAAAAACUUUUUGAGUUAAGAACUGGUAUUUUUUUACUCUUAACUGAUGAAAAACAGCAACAAAUUGCAGUUACAUUAAUAACAAUGGAGCACAAAUUUGCCGGUGCUUUAUAAAACCUUCGCAAAAAGAACCUGGCUCGGUUUGGAAAGCAGCCGGUGUUCAGUUGGAGACGGACAAAUCUUUUUGGGACCGUUUCUCUUAAGUUAUAAAAAAAAGUCUCCUGAUACUAAGGUGGAUUUUUUUCCCACACACACGUCGCUGCUCUUCACGCCUGUAGUCCUACAUUUACACAACCGCACAGCAGGCGGAGAGAAACUCGCACUGGCCGCAACAUUACACUUUAAGGGCUUCCCACCAAAAAAUAGCUGCACAAUUAAUGACCACAUGAGCACAAUCUCGUAUUUUCUCUGACUGGAACACUUUUUGAUUGUGGGACUGUGCAAUACUGAGCUCCUGUUUCUCCCGACGUGGACCGACAGAGAACGGCUGCGUCGGAGCAGGACACACGAACACAGCCCCACUGGCUUGUUUUUUAAAGGUCAGAGGCCACAUGGGAAACUCUGCAGAGACACAACAAACCGGAAAACAUCAGACAAUCUUUACCUGCCUUAUUUUGUUUGUAUGAGACGAACUGACACUCUAAUCAACUACAUAUCUUUCUCAGGAAGAGCAGUUUUCACAGAUAUUGUAUGUGUUUAAUGUUACAACAUGUAGGCUUUGACGGAUUUAAAAAGAUUAGGAGACCGAAGGACAGUGGAGAACUAUUUAAACGGCAUGAAACUUUAAAAUGUGGAUAUUGUCCAGAUGGACCGACACUGAGUAUGUUUACCGCACAUGGCCACAGUUUAUAAGGCUGCGUUCAGAAAGUACAUUUCAUCGCUGUGGACUUUUUUCCCCCCUCCACACACACAAGGAGAUUAUUUGCCAAUCAUCCGAAACCAUGUUCUGAAUCACCUACAGGUUGGCUCGAGUCGAAACCAGCAGAGGGCUGGUUCUGGAUCAGGGUAACGUGCAUUCGGUGGUGGACUCUUGCACAUCGCUGUUUUUAAACAUUCACGAACUCCGUGGCGCCCACAGCUGUGCAGUCGGUCGUCCAGGAAGAACUGAAAGAUUCCUCACAUGAAGGGCUCUGCCGUGAAGCCCUUUGGUCCCAACUAUGCAUUAGAGGACACUGUAGCAUGAAAGAGAAACUUCAUUACUAAUUUUCAUUACAUGUACAUUCAAGUUUAAAGGGACGGGAUGGGGAGGAAUGAAAUGUGAAAAUGAACCUGUAUGUUAAGGUAAUGUGGUAUUAUAGAGGUCCAGAGAUCUGCAAAUAAAACAUCUGGAAAGGUGUCGAGCUUU
Molecule: messenger RNA, 10913 nt
Organism: Platichthys flesus (European flounder)
Lineage: Eukaryota; Metazoa; Chordata; Actinopteri; Pleuronectiformes; Pleuronectidae
Product: piezo-type mechanosensitive ion channel component 2
Exons: 53
Coding region: 524-9394 (2956 amino acids)
Source: RefSeq, a predicted model, not a curated record